Molecule: messenger RNA, 1334 nt
Organism: Paramuricea clavata
Lineage: Eukaryota; Metazoa; Cnidaria; Anthozoa; Malacalcyonacea; Plexauridae
Source: the annotation of a GenBank genome assembly
AUGAUCAACGAUCUUGAACUGGCAUCCUCUAGCACUGACCAUUGGAAAUACGUGGAUGACGUAACAAUAUCGGAGUCCUUAAAGAAAAAUGAAGUUUCAGUCCUACAAUCUGAUCUUAACACAAUUGAAAGAUGGACUGUUAAUAACAACAUGAAAUUGAACGGAAAGAAAUGCAAAGAAAUGAUAGUGAGUUUCGUCCGUAGCGAGAAUGACAUCCCCCGACUCCUCAUUGAUGGUUUACCUGUAGACUUGGUUCCUUCUUUCAAAAUUUUGGGCUUAACUAUGAAAAUAAAUUGAAAUGGCAAGAUAACACUGAAGCGUUAGUUAAAAAAGCCUCGAAACGCUUAUACACUAUUCGUGUCCUACAGCGCUGUGGUCUUCCCCCCAAUGACCUCUUAUUAGUCUACUUUUCUAUGGUGCGCUCUAUCUUAGAAUAUGCCUGUCCUGUCUGGCACACCAUGUUACCAAAGUGUUUGGGGGAUAAAAUUGAAAAAGUUCAAAAAAGAGCUUUCCGUAUUAUUUAUCCGACAACAGAUUACGAAGAUGCUCUCAACAUCGCUAAAUGCAAGCGUCUUGACGACAGACGUCAAGAGCUAUGUGCUAAAACUUUCAAAAAGAUCUUAAAACCCGAUGCUCACCUCAACCACCUCUUACCCCCACUCCGUGAAGAAUCGCAUGAACUGGACUUAAGAAACAAUUCUAACUUCACAUUAACUAAAUGCAGAAAGGAACGUUUUAAAACUAGUUUUAUAUCAGCAAUGACUACAAAUUUUAAUAGUAAUAAUUUGUAGUAUUUUAACAAUUGUACGUAUACGAUAUAUCUAUUUUAAUAGUACUUGAUAUUCAUCCUUUAUUAUGUUUCUGUAAGCAUAUUCCAAUUUACCUUCGGGUGCCAAAAUGUGUUUCUUAAUAAACCUUUAAUAAUAAUAAUAAUAAUAAUAAUAAUUCAACAGCCAAGCCGCACUAAGUGAUCACUAGGCUAAACCAUGUGUUACUUCCAGAUGCCUGUUGGAAGAUGUUACAAAGUCAAGUGUGGAAUUUGUGGGUCAACGUUCAAUAACGAUUAUACCAGUAAGCACUGCCGCAUUUGCCACCCCUGUUACAACGUCACCACACUCGCAACCACGGUAUGUAGAAAAUCUAACCAAUCUGCACUUUCUACACUCUUUGUAUCUCAUGUACAAGAACAAGCAAAGUCGACAUCACGUUCACUUCCCAAUGACACUCAGUUUGACCAGUCAUCGGAUGAAGAGCAUCAACCUGAGACACCCAUAGAAUUCAAGGAGGCCCUAUUUCGCCAGACAUGUGAAAACGAUCCACAGUCAGAGAUUUAG